GGGCUCUAUGGGAUGCUAUUGGGUUUUUUGGGGCUCUGUGGGAUCCUAUGGGGUUUUAUGGGGCUCUAUGAGAUCCUAUUGGGUUUUUUGGGGCUCUGUGGGAUCCUAUGGGGUUUUAUGGGGCUCUGUAGGAUCCUAUGGGGUUUCUAUGGGGCUCUAUGGGAUCCUAUGGGGUUUUAUGGGCUCUAUAGGAUCCUAUGGAGUUUUAUGUGGCUCUAUGGGAUGCUAUGAGGUUUUUAUAGGGCCGGGGAGAUUCUAUGGGGUUCUCUGGGCUUUAUGGGGUUCUGUGGGGUUUUGGGGGGGCCGUAACCCUUCCCCUAAACCCCCCCCGCCCCACAGGUGCUGUUUUUGGGGCCGCUGAUGCAGCUGUGCAUGGACUGCCCAUGGCGAUGCAUGGAGGGGCUGCGGGGGCUGCUGGCCCCGCGCCGGGCGCUGCCGUGGCUGCGCGACGUGCGCUGGCUGCGGAACCACGUGGUGGCGCCGCUGUCGGAGGAGCUCGUGUUCCGCGCCUGCAUGCUGCCCGUCCUGCUGCCCUGCGCCGGGCCGCGAUACGCCGUGCUGGCCUGCCCGCUCUUCUUCGGCCUGGGUGCUCAUGGGAAACGGCCUAUUAUGGGAUGGGCGGGGGGAAUUAUGGGAUGGGUUGGGGGUUAUUAUGGGAUGGAUUUUGGGGUUAUGUGGGGUCAU
Molecule: messenger RNA, 684 nt
Organism: Phasianus colchicus (ring-necked pheasant)
Lineage: Eukaryota; Metazoa; Chordata; Aves; Galliformes; Phasianidae
Source: RefSeq, a predicted model, not a curated record